AUGUCCUUCUCCAACACAGAUACAGGCUCGAAGCCCGCGGACCCCUAUAAAUUAGCGAAUAUAGAGGACGACGUCAGCAUCAAAGAGAAAAUCGAAAAUCUCAGUAGUUUCAUGUCCAACUGCAAGUUCUGCAUGAUGACCACUCGGGAAGGCUCUACAGGUAAUCUAGUAUCAAGGUGCAUGGCAUUGGCAGCUCAAGAAAACGGUGGUGUCGACCUAAUCUUUCACACCAACACCGAAUCUGGUAAAACCGACAACAUUGCCUCUGACCCCCAUUUAAACCUCGGUUUUCUGAACAACUCCGGCGAAUGGGCCUCUUUGUCGGGUAUUUCAAGUAUCCUAACCGAUCGCACCCUUAUCAAAAAGUACUACCGCCCCAGCCUCAAAGGUUGGCUGGGCGAUUUAGGAGACGGGAAACACGACGGGAGUGCGGAUGAUCCAAGGAUUGCACUUAUUAAAGUACAUGUUAGGUCGGCGACGUAUGCGGUGGCGAGGAAGAAUGCCGUGAGGACGGUGGCGGAUAUGGCUCAGGGGGCUGUUACGGGGAAGGUGCCGGAUGUUAAUAAACUGAGGGAGAUUACUGAGGCGGAGGUUGAGACGUGGAGGAGUUCGAAUAAGAUGGAUCAGUAG
This is a messenger RNA of Venustampulla echinocandica, 630 nucleotides long. RefSeq lists its product as uncharacterized. The coding region runs from base 1 to 630 and encodes 209 amino acids. Lineage: Eukaryota; Fungi; Ascomycota; Leotiomycetes; Helotiales; Pleuroascaceae. The transcript is spliced from 2 exons. The record is from RefSeq and is a predicted model, not a curated record.